This is a messenger RNA of Esox lucius (northern pike), 7943 nucleotides long. RefSeq names its product polypyrimidine tract binding protein 3 (gene ptbp3). The record is from RefSeq and is a predicted model, not a curated record. Gene Ontology annotation, molecular function: mRNA binding. NCBI's taxonomy places the organism in Eukaryota, Metazoa, Chordata, Actinopteri, Esociformes, Esocidae. Bases 239 to 1948 code for a protein of 569 amino acids. The transcript has 15 exons. Gene Ontology annotation, biological process: mRNA processing; regulation of RNA splicing. Gene Ontology annotation, cellular component: nucleus.
UUUCUGUGCUUACGUCAGGAACAGGAAGCGUGCCAUUGUGCGUAUGAGAGAGCGAACAUUUUCAGUGUUGGAGGGGCGAGAGCUAUAGCCUACCAGAGGCAGUAGUAACACCCAAACCUAUUUCUUCACUUUCCUGAGCGUUCACUGUUCCUUCUACACUGUUUCCUCUGUGCAAUGGAUGGAGCUCUGUCCCACUGUACCGCAAUGGAAAGACAAUGACAGCAAUGAGAAGUGACUGAUGGGGCUUGAGAAGGGAUCUGAGAAGCCUCUUCUUUCUGCUGUUCUUAGCGGCCGUACUACCAUGAGCAACCCGACUCCAUCCACAGCUAAUGGCAAUGAUAGCAGACAUUUUAAAGGAGACCGUUCUCCCUGUGGCCCUUCCCGAGUCCUCCACGUCCGCAAGGUCCCCAUCGAGGUGUCCGAGGCUGAACUCGUCUCUCUAGGAGUGCCGUUUGGUAGAGUCAGCAACCUGUUGAUGCUCAAAGGAAAGAACCAGGCUUUUAUAGAAAUGGCUUCUGAAGAGGCGGCCAUCACCAUGGUCAACUACUACACCACAGCAACACCUCACGUCCGUAACCAGCCAGUCUACAUCCAGUACUCCAACCACCGCGAGCUUAAGACAGACAACCUGCCCAAUCAGGGGAGAGCUCAGGCAGCGUUGCAGGCGGUAAAUGCAGUGCAUUCUGGGAACAUGACGUUGGGUGGCACAGCGUCUGGCGGUGAUGGAACCCUGAUGCCAGGACAAAGCCCGGUGCUACGCAUCAUCGUGGAGAACCUCUUCUACCCUGUUUCACUAGAGGUUCUACACCAGAUCUUCUCUAAGUUUGGGACGGUCUUGAAGAUCAUCACUUUCACCAAGAACAACCAGUUCCAGGCCCUGCUGCAAUAUUCUGACCCCAUGAAUGCCCACCACGCCAAAGUGACUUUAGAUGGUCAGAACAUCUACAAUGCGUGCUGUACACUACGCGUGGAGUUCUCCAAGCUCACCAGUCUUAAUGUGAAAUACAACAAUGACAAGAGCCGAGACUUCACCCGCCUGGACCUCCCCUCAGGAGAUGGACAACCCAGCAUGGACCCUGCCAUGACUGCCGCCUUUGGAGCUCCUGGUAUCAUCUCUUCGCCUUAUGCUGGGGCUGCUGGCUUCGGCCCCGCUAUCGGAUUCCCCCAGGCAGGUAGGUGCCACCACCUCAUCCCUCACGUCUGCUGUCCACACCAUCUCACAGUAGGCCCGACCUUUGACCUGCUUUCGUGCGUGCCCCCAGGUCUGUCCAUGCACACGAUGCCCGGCGCUCUGGGACCCCUGUCCAUGGCCCCCUCCGGGCGGAUGACCCUGCACGGCAUGGGCCCUGGCGCUGUGCACUCUGUCCUCCUCGUCUCCAACCUCAACCCUGACAGCAUUUCUCCACAUGGACUGUUCAUUCUAUUCGGGGUGUAUGGUGACGUGCAUCGGGUCAAGAUUCUGUUCAACAAGAAAGAGAAUGCCUUAAUCCAGAUGGCUGACGCAACCCAGGCACAGCUUGCCAUGUCCCAUCUGAACGGCCAGCGGCUACAUGGGAAGGUCAUCAGAGUGACCAUCUCUAAGCACCAGACGGUCCAGCUGCCCAGAGAAGGACAGGAAGACCAAGGCCUGACGAAAGACUUCAGCGGCUCCCCGCUACACCGCUUUAAGAAACCUGGGUCUAAGAACUUCCAGAACAUCUUUCCUCCCUCUGCUACACUUCAUCUCUCCAACAUCCCCCCCUCUAUAACAGACGACAUCCUAAAGGACCUGUUUGCUGGGACUGGAUACACGGUCAAGGCCUUCAAGUUCUUCCAGAAGGACCGUAAAAUGGCUCUGAUCCAGUUGGGUUCUGUGGAGGAGGCCAUCCAGGCACUGAUUGACCUUCACAACCACGACCUGGGGGAGAACCACCACCUUCGCGUGUCCUUCUCCAAAAGCACCAUCUGAGCCCCCGCCUCCCCCCCUCCAUCUGAGCCCCCUACCCCACCCCCGGGGCCAGACUCCUGGGCUGGGCCAAGCCCCUUGACCCCCUGGUGGGAGUGAGGGACAAAAAUACAUAGUUUGACUUAAAACAACAGACAGUUGACUAGUUUAGAUGAUAUUGUUGCUAUUGACUACUAUAAGACCUGGCCUUCAGCCAGGUGGUCAGUUGAUAAGGGUGGGCGGGGGGGUGGACUGCGGAUGGGGUGGACGUUGUCAACCAAUGCAUCCUUUAUGUGGCAUUAGAGGACCCUGACCCCAACCAGGGAGAGACAGGUACUCCACAGACCUGUGAGGUUUCUGCCCAGCGGUCCCCCUCUGCCCCCUCGGCCAGACACUCAGCUACUGAUCCAGCGGAGACACCAACCCAUCCCCCCACCCGAGAGCCCCCCACCCGAGAGCCCCCCCACCAGGUCUGUGUGUCAGAAAGACCCUUCACACCUUGAUGUGAUUGACUCAGUGAAUGAAGCCGCUUCUGCAGGAACUGUUACAGCUGAUGCUCUGCAGGGAGGUGCACUAGACCCCCCCAAAGGCUGGUGAACUGCAAAUCUAGAUGGUAUCUUCAAUCUAAUCUGGCUCCUUAAUCCCGAGGAGUUACUGGGGGACUUAUUAAUUGAUGACUCAUUAGUGGAUGAGUCUUAGACAAGACUCCGUUUACGGGUGUCAUAAUGGACACAGAGAAAGGACGGUUGGCAAAUGAAGCAAAUAGCAUCUCCCCUCCUGUCAAAUGGGCUGCCUCCAUUUUAAGUAGCAUUAGAACGUUGAGUGAUAAGAGGGGCCAAUGAUCAGGCCCCCUUUUUUGUGACAUUACAGUGACAUCAUCACAGCGCGACGAUGAGUUUCAGAGCAGCCAGGCUAAACGUGACCACAACACUCAGAAGACAUCGUCAUGACCACACCCCUCAGAUGACAUCAUCAUGAUCACACAAGUUUUGUAGUAUAAUGAAUAACAUUGAAAUGUAGAGAGAAGGAAAAGUUGAAUGCAACAUGGGGAAUGGUUUGCACCUUUAUUUCUCUGUUUACCGUGCAGUGUGCUUGGGCCAGGUCUGUCCAGAGAACUCGGUAGAGUAACGACCUUUGAAUAAUAGGCAAAGUGAUGGUGACUUCAUGUGCUUUUAUUUGGCCCUGUAGCUGUGCUGUGAGUUCCCCGUGGCACUAUUUUCUCUGGUAAAGUACACUAAACUACUUUUCCCUAGAUUCCAGAGGAUUCAGAGACCCAAGGUAUCCGGUCAAAAGUAGUGCACCACAGCAAACGUAGUGUGCUUGCUAUGCUGGACCCUGACUAGGCCGAGUGAAUGUGAAUUCUGUCUACGUCCUAAAUGGCACCCUUUUCCAUUCAGUAGAUCACUUUCAACCAGAGCCCUAACCCAGACCCAUACCAGUGUCAUGACUUUGUGUUAGUGGCCUGGUCUGAAGUUGUGCACUAUAUAGGGAAUAGGAAGCCAGUUGGGACUCUGUCUGUCUGUCUUCUAUGAUGAUGGUCCGUGGAUCAUGGGAAUGGCAGUGGGUCUGUUCAUUAGCCCAGAUCUGACUUUAACUGUAUUGGAAUACUUUCUGUUUUCCUCAACAUAGGAGUUAGUGCUCUGGUCUUUAGGUCUGCGUGGACUGGUUAUAACUCCUUCUGCCUGACCUUUGACCCUGUUCCUCACCUCUGACCCUGUUCCUGAGCUUUGACCUGUCCCUAACCUCUGACCUUGUCCCUAAGUCUGACCCUGUUCCUGACCUCUGACCUGUCUCUGACAUCUUACCCAAUUCCUGACCUCUGACCUGUCUCUGACAUCUGACCCAAUUCCUGACCUCUGACCUGUCUCUGACAUCUGACCCUGUCCCCGUUCCUUCGGAACUCCCACUGUCUCGCUCCAUCUGGUCUAGGUGUAGACCUCCAUCCCACACAGUAGAGUUAAAUGGCUCCACUCUCUCUAGCUUUGCAGUUUUACUGAUCAUUUGGGUAUCCACCUGGGAUCAAACCAAAAAGGAGAUCUUGUGUGUAAACUGAUGCACACUGGGCAUGAGAGGACACUGAGUGGAGCUUUUGUGGACAUUCUGUGUUCUCAGAGACCAAAAGACGGUCUGUUUGGAUUCUGUCCUAGAACCAGAAUGAAAACCAGAAUCAGUUACAUCUAAUUCUAAGGAUUCCAGGUCCACGCAAGGUGCUGUCUUGUCUUGUCUGUCUGGUGCUGCCAUGGUCUAGCCUUAACAUUCCAAGGAGGGUCAUGUGACCCGCUGAGUAGCAUUAUGGGUAAUUAUUAGGACUGUCAAUCAACCUCAGUCGAUGUCAUGUCUUGCAUUUGGCAGGGGAAAAAUACAACAAAAACUUUUUUUUUCUUUUUUUUUUGCAUACGCUAGGCUAGAGAUGGUGUCACAUUCACUAGAGUGUUAACAUAUACCUAAAGCAAAACAACAGCAAACCCUUAAAAAAAAUUGAAAAAAAAUGUAAUUGACUUAAUUGUUUUGAAGUUUACAGUCUUAACAAAAAGCAAAAAUAUUCAGGUCUAUAUCUUAAUGGAUUGUCAAGAUUUUUUGAAGAAAAAUUUACUUAUUUUUGGUAAUUUGUUCUUUUUUAUGAAAGAGAAGAACUUAAUCUGAAACCUCAGCGGGUUUUUGUACCAAUUUAAUCAUCACCAAGUCAUCAUGGAGAGGACUAAGAAUCAUAUCUACUGUGUAUUUACUUCAUUUCUUAUUGCGUGCCUUAUAAUGUACUGUGUUCAUAAUCGCUAGGUUUCAGACAGUAGCUUUAUGUACUAUCUACUGUAUCUCGUGGGGUUGGAGAGGGUUGAUUUAAUUCCCUUUUUUUUCAUGUAGAGAAAUCUAGAUGUGUUUUUUUAUGUGGGGUUUGACUAUACAAUCCUGUCUUUUGAAAUGUAAGUUCAUGUUCGGUGCUUAGAGGGCACCUUGUAGAGAAAUGAAAAGGAAGCUCUGGAAUAAUGACGUGUAGUGUGGGCCUCCCCCAUCCCCCCCAUAUCCCCCCAUAUCCCCCCCAUAUCCCCCCUCACGCGUGUUCAUGCAUGUGGGAUGAAUUCCAUCGCACAAACACAUUCAACUGACGAAGGACUCAAAGGUUGGAAUGAUUAAGUACGUUGGCAUGACAUAUAGGUUCUGGCUUUUUUUUACUUUCUUAUCAAGCAUUUCUACAGCAACGUGAUGAGAAUGCAUGUAUUUUAAUGCAGAAUUGAGAUCAGAUUAAAUGGUUUACAAUCUCCUUAGCAAUUCCAACAUCAGCGAAAAUAAAACGUUGAAAGUGAAAACUGUUUCUACAGUUAAUUUUAGUGUGUGGUCUGGAAUUAAACAGAGGGCCAAUCUGGAGAAAUGCCACUUGUCUGAAUUAAAAUCACCAUGGCAAUUACUAUGAAAGAUGCCUGUCCCCCAAAUUACUUUUUCCAGUAUACAAAGGUUGACAUUUACUGAUAUUCCCCCCCAAGAGUCUGUUCUUAUUUGUCCAAACGUCUGCGUCUGUACAGGAAUAGCUCUUUAAUCAGCUCUGAAAUUUGGUUUAGAGACAAAUCAGUUGAAAAGAAAUCUGUUAAGCCAUCAAUGGCAAAUAAAAUGGUCUCCCUGUACAUGCGUAGCCAGACCUGAGGUCAAAGGUAUAGGAAAUAGGGUUGCCAUUUCAGACGCAAAAAUAAAACAUAAUGAAUCCUUCUGUCACCUAAAGCAUGCGGCUGUUGACUAAUCUGAGAUGUCCAAAAUAUCUGGACGGGUGUCAGUUGUGCUAAACUGCAACUUGUUUGGCAGAGUACACACCUUAGCAUGGAUGGGUACCUCCUGUUUUACUGGGAAUGUAGAUGCCUUAGGGGCAGAUGUGUUUAUUCUCUGAUGCCGAGGCCCACAACACAGGUCAUGUCAGGGUUUUCCUCCAUUUCUUUGAGUGAAUUUUUGAAUUAUCUAUUUGACUGGUUUCUCAUGUGAUUCAUUUCCGUGUAUUUUGGGUUGUUUGGGUUUGUAGCUGUUGUGAUAUUAUAAUUUCCGUGUGUUUUUUUUCUCUCUUUAUAAGGUAAUGAAACUGGUUAGGCUUGUCUGUCACUCUUCUUUUCACGACCACAAAUGUUUUAGUUCCCAGAAGGCCUGGAGGGAGAGUCUCAAAUUGCAACCUGUCCCCCAUAUAGUGCCCUACUUUUCACUGCAGCAACAAGAGUCUCUUGGCACUGACUUGUGUAGAAUGUGUUUUAGUGAUGCACUAUGUUAUAAGAGGGAGACAUUUGGAGUGGACUCUCCUGUAGUGCCUGGGGGACUGGUGGAUGUGGUGAGGUUCUUGUCUUAGCUCUGGUCCGGGCCAUUUCCAUCUGAUGCAUUACGUCGACACCCUGGACCAGAGCUAGUCUAAGUUGAGCUGCCUUGGUUAUGGUCUUCAUCAUACUCCUCCUCCCCUGCAUCAAUCCUCUGUUGUUUAAAAUGUUUUAAUUUCUGAACAGGAAAGAAGCCAGAGACUUUUAACAGUCUGAUUCGUCAUCAAAUCUGAUCAUUCUACAAUGUCAAACCAACUCUCUUCUGAUGUAUUCCCACACUCUGUCUCUCUCUCUCUGACUUGUUCUAAGGAUGUGUUUGAAAUGGGUCUGUCUUCCCUUGGUAGUGACUGUGGUCAGAAGUGGGAAGCAGCCCAGUCAUGUGUUAACUCAGGUGGGGUUGUUUGGCCAUGAUGACAGACUAACAUGAUCAAACGGACUGAGACACAAAAUCCUCAUGUUGUUUUUUUCUACUGAAGAGCCACCAAUUAUACAAACAGGACCAAAGUUUAUGUGCCUUUCAUUGAUCGUCUCUACACCUAGUCAUCACCUUGUUGCUCCUGGCUGUGAAGUUCAAACACAUCACUUGAAACACAUUGAGAUGAUAUUAUUGUUUCAAGUCCAUUAAUCCUGAAAGUUUUUGACCAAAAUUAAUCGCUGUAUAAACAGAGCUCAUUCCUAACCUGGUUAACCCUGACUGAAAUGUUGAAACAAAAUGAAACCUGGUUAGAUGCCUGGCUCUCCAUUUGUUCCCACAGACCCACGUGACAAAACAUCAAACCCAAAAUGUACUAUUAGCUUUAUGUUGAGUUGUACAGGAACACAACACAUGAACUGAAACCAAAGGAACUGACUCCUCUAUCAGAACAACUGGUCAUGACCCCUGGAGUGACCUUUACUGAUCCUGGGCCUGAGAACCAGUUGGGGCUACCCCCGAAUUCGCUUUAACUUGGCGCUUACUUUCAACCUCAAGGAUUUCAAAUUAUGCAUGUCUAGGUGUUUUCAAAUUAAAAAACCUUUGAGCAUGCUUUACAUAACUUUUCAUUUUCACCGCUAAAUUAUCUAAACAGGAGACAAUGAAGAAGUGAUAUUAUAUUCCAUCGCCAUGUAAAGGGAGAUGAUGUGUUUUGAGAUGCAAAUAGUUGCAGAGCACUGAGACAGAGGUGCUGGCUGAAAUGGCACCCAAUUCCCUGUGUAGUAGGUUCUCUGAGAAUAGGUCAUUAUUUGGGGCCUUAUUCGUAAAGCCAAUUUAGGAUUUCUAAUCUAGAUCAGUUUAGCCAUUUAGAUCAUAAUGAAUACUAUUCCAUGAUCAGGCUCUAGAUCAGCACCACUAGGCUUUAUUCAUAUGGCCUCAGAUCUGAUAUAAUUUGUUGUUGUUUUUUUGUCUCAACAUGCCACAUCUUGAUAAUAUACCUUAUUUAUAGCUUACAGUCAAAUGUUUCACUACCAAAAUUAAACUACAAAUGCUGUAAUCAAACAUGUUUUCUUACCUGGCCAAAAAGGUGUCUGGGAACAAGAUGACAACAACAACAGAAGUUAACUUUUUUUUUUUUUUAAUAUAUAUAUUUAAAGUUGAUGAACACAACCUGAAAAAAACCUUGUCUUGUGUAUUUUGAUAUCAUACCAGAACCAGCUUUGUGUGAUUUAGUGGGGAAGGAAGUUGGGGAAGAGGUGUCCUUAUGAGUUGAUGUAAUUAAAAUGCAAAUAGAAGAUACAACUAUUAAAGAAACAUAUUUUCUAUA